Molecule: messenger RNA, 1161 nt
Organism: Fulvia fulva
Lineage: Eukaryota; Fungi; Ascomycota; Dothideomycetes; Mycosphaerellales; Mycosphaerellaceae
Product: Catabolic L-serine/threonine dehydratase
Exons: 3
Coding region: 1-1161 (386 amino acids)
Biological process (GO): L-serine catabolic process; L-threonine catabolic process
Molecular function (GO): threonine deaminase activity; pyridoxal phosphate binding; L-serine ammonia-lyase activity
Source: RefSeq, a predicted model, not a curated record
AUGGGUGCGCAACGUCUCAAGAUCCCACCGCAACAGCGGCCAUGGCGCCAGACUCCAUUGAUUGAGUCUGUCAACCUCUCCAAGGCAGCGGGCUGCAGAAUUUUCCUCAAGCUCGACAACCUGCAGCCAUCGGGCUCCUUCAAGUCUCGCGGUCUCGGUAAUCUCGUCCUCAAGAGUAUGGAGCGGGCCGAGGAUCCAGACAAAGUCCACUUCUUCUCCAACUCGGGAGGUAAUGCGGCGCUGGGAUGUAUCAGUGCUGGGAAGUUCGUUGGCAGGCCCGUCACUGUCGUAACGCCCAUGUCCACAAAACCACACAUGAUCUCCAAACUCUAUGCCGCCGGCGCCAAACAAGUCAUCCAAUACGGCCCGGGCAUCAAAGAAGCAGGCGACUACAUGCGUCAAGUCGUAAUCCCCAAAGCCGUCGAGCGAGGCGAAGAACCCAUCUACGUCAGUCCCUUCGACCACCCCGACAUCUGGGACGGGCACUCAACCAUGGUCGACGAGAUGCAACAGCAGUUCUGCGACCUAGGUGAAGAUGCCCCGGACUGGGUCAUCUGCAGCUCCGGCGGAGGAGGUCUUUUCAUUGGCUUGAUGCAAGGGAUUGAGGACCAGGGACCUACGUGGGAUAAGACAAAGGUUCUGACCUGUGGGACGCAUGGUGCUGAUGCGUUGACGACGAGUCUGGCGAAGGGGGAGAAUACUACGUUGCCGAAGAUUACGUCGAUUGCCACCUCCCUCGGUGUCGCCCGCGUGAGUGAUCGAGCCUUUGAACUGGCUGUCGAGGGUCGCGCGAGCGGCAAAGUCAAGAACACGGUCCUGACCGACGCCGAAGCGGCUAUGGGUUGUUGGCGCUUCGCUGAAGACGAAAGGCUCCUCGUGGAACCAGCAUGCGGUGUCAACAUCGCGCUCUGCUACGGCAACAGGCUGAAGAAAGCGCUGGGACGACCGGUCAGGCCUGACGAAAAGGUCGUGAUCGUGGUGUGUGGCGGCUCGAACGUCUCUACGGCGAUUGUGGAAGGCUGGAGAGAGGUGUAUGGGGACGUGGACUGUGUUAAUGGGUAUAGACGGGACUCACUUGUGGCGAGUGAUGGCAUUGCGCCGGACUGGAUCGUGCCGAUGGGGGGACAUGCUAGUGGACAUCAUAGGCUGAACGAGUACUGA